Molecule: messenger RNA, 1145 nt
Organism: Colossoma macropomum (tambaqui)
Lineage: Eukaryota; Metazoa; Chordata; Actinopteri; Characiformes; Serrasalmidae
Gene: cbfb
Product: core-binding factor subunit beta
Exons: 7
Coding region: 407-931 (174 amino acids)
Biological process (GO): regulation of transcription by RNA polymerase II
Cellular component (GO): nucleus; core-binding factor complex
Molecular function (GO): sequence-specific DNA binding; transcription coactivator activity
Source: RefSeq, a predicted model, not a curated record
CAUAAGUCGGACUCCGAGGAGCCAGGAAGUAACCGUGAGCCAUGCAGCGCGAGGGAUAAAAAAGUGAAGCGAGCGCUAGAGAAAGAGAGAGAGAGAAAGAGAGAGAGAGAGAGAGCGAGCAGUUCAGGAGUCCAUACUGAGGAGGAAAAGUGAGGAGGAGGGAGGAGAGAGAGAGAGAGAGACGCGCACUCACAGCCUUUUGUGCCAAAAUAAGGCGAAUAUUUACGGCGAGCACGCUGCUCCGCGCGCCUCAGUCACCGCGAGCAAAAGACGGAAGGAAAUAAGAGCGGGAAUCAGAGGAGAGAGAGAGACGCAGACAGACAGAGAGAGAGACUUUUCGAGGCGACGUUUCUCUCGUAAGGCUCGUCAGAAAAGUCGGCGGAACAGACCGAACUCAGCGCUCAGGAUGCCGCGGGUGGUGCCGGACCAGAGAAGCAAGUUUGAAAACGAGGAGUUCUUCAGAAAGCUGAGCCGAGAGUGCGAGAUCAAAUACACCGGUUUCCGAGACCGACCGCACGAGGAGAGACAAGCCCGCUUUCAGAAUGCCUGCAGAGACGGCCGAUCAGAGAUAGCUUUUGUGGCGACUGGCACCAAUCUCUCGCUGCAGUUCUUCCCUGCUAACCUGCACGGAGAGCAGAGGCAGAUGCCCACCCGAGAGUACGUGGACUUUGAGCGGGAGCCAGGAAAGGUGUACCUAAAGGCCCCUAUGAUCUUGAAUGGAGUAUGUGUGAUCUGGAGAGGCUGGAUUGACCUGCAGCGUCUGGAUGGGAUGGGCUGUUUGGAAUAUGAUGAUGAAAGAGCACAGCACGAGGAUGCUCUGGCUCAGGCAGCCUUUGAGGAGGCUCGCAGAAGGGCUCGUGAUUUUGAGGACAGGGAUCGUUCACACCGCGAGGACCUGGAGGACCCUGUGGCAUCAAAAAUCUGGGACUGAUGGCAUUCACGGACCAGGCCCAGGCGACAGCAGGACCCCAGCCCUGGCUCCAACAUGGGCAACACUGAUGAUCACAAGAUGCGCUAGCGGCAAUCAACAAUCAAGUGGGCAGGGGAAGGGUCACAUGAUCUCCAUCACCACGGCAAUCUCAUACACCCCGCCCCAUUCGCUGAUCACACGAGAGACCAAAGUCCACAUUGUCUGGGUUUUUUUG